AUGCUAUUUUGUUAAGAAGGUGAUCACCAAUAAUCUGAAAUAAUAGGUGUUUGCUUAAAUAAUGUAUGUUCUAAAUAAGGAUUGUGUUGUUUUUAUUGCUUUAAAAUGUUUCAUCUAAAUCACAUACAUGAUAUAAUGAAUUUCAAGGAUUUUAUUAAUUGGAAAAAAAGAAAAGAAUAGACUUUUAAUAUAUUCAAAGAAAAUAUUAAUUAAUUAUAAUAAUGUACAAAGUUGUUAUCAGAUUUCAUAAGUGAAAUAGUGAUAAUUGAUGAAUAAGUUGAAAAUUAGAGUUAUUAGAAUCUAACUAAGGAAAUAAAACACUUAAUUAUAAUAGAUUAAUUAGAAAAAUCAAUUAUGAAUAAAUUAUCUGAACUUGCUUCUUUGAUUCCUCCACUUAAAUUAGAAAUAUAAUAAUUAAAAUCUUCAAGAGGUAUUUAUAUAUUUUAAAAAGGUUAAUACUAAAUAAAGAAUGAAUCAUUUUCAGGAUCUAUUGAUUGUAUAUCUCAAUAAGGUUAUUCUGAAGAAAGAAUAAUAUAAAUUGAUUCCAUAGUGAUUCCUAUUUAAAAAUAAUAAUUAAACUUUACAUUCUCAAAUAAAAAUAAGCAUGAAGAUAUUUUAAUUAGUUAUCAAGGUAAAGAAGCAAAAAGUUCAUCUAUUUUCAUAUAAACAAGAUAUGUUAUUUGUAAUGAAUUGAUAACAGAAAAUUCAUUUGCUAGAAUCAAAGUUUAAUGUGGUGAAUCUGUAUCAAUUGGUGUUUGUUUAUAAAAUAUAACUUUUCAAUAAAUGAAACCUUAUGAAGCAAUUUUAGAUGGGUAUAUUUAAUUUUUCAUAUAUCAAGUGCAUAUAUUUUAAAUAAUGAAGGAGUUAUAACAACAUAUCCAAAAGACCUUAAGUAUUCUGAGUAAAAAUUUUGUGGAAUUGGUUUUGGUGAUAUUAUUAUUGUAGAAGUAAAUAUGAGAGAUAAAAAAAUAACAUGGAUUAAUAAAACAGCAAAAAACAAAAUAUUUGUAUUUUUUAUUUUUUUUUAUUAGAAUUUAAUUAUAAAUGAAAAUGUUUAGGGACUAUAUUUUAUUUUUGGUUUAACAAGUAAUGUAUUUGACAGUUCUUUUUUGAAAAUCAUAUGA
Molecule: messenger RNA, 1124 nt
Organism: Paramecium pentaurelia
Lineage: Eukaryota; Ciliophora; Oligohymenophorea; Peniculida; Parameciidae
Source: the annotation of a GenBank genome assembly